Talaromyces amestolkiae is the source of this 870-nucleotide messenger RNA. RefSeq lists its product as uncharacterized. Gene Ontology annotation, molecular function: nucleic acid binding. The coding region runs from base 1 to 870 and encodes 289 amino acids. The record is from RefSeq and is a predicted model, not a curated record. The transcript has a single exon. NCBI's taxonomy places the organism in Eukaryota, Fungi, Ascomycota, Eurotiomycetes, Eurotiales, Trichocomaceae.
AUGGCGCAGCCAGAUUAUGAUGACGAGGAUUAUUUUGUACCCCUCGAGGACCAGCGCGUGUUCGGUGCUGGCAUAAAGCGAAAGCGUGUUCCCUUCGUUCGAGCAUCUGGCGAUCUCCACACGACAGCGCCGUCCGCUCCUACAAGCAAUACGCCAGCACGGAGUGUUGCAGACAUUUAUUCUUCUAUCGUGCUGUCGAAGAAGCAUAAAAAUGAUACAAAUAAUGCAGAUAAUGCAGAUAAUCAGGAGAAAGAGGUUGUGGCGGAUUUGAAGGACGAAGCUUUCCCCGCACCAGUUGCGAUACCGUCGUCGAAGAAUACGAUCGAUAACAAGCCUACGGCUGAAAUACGGAAUCAGGCUAUUACAGUCACCAAAGAGAUUGUUUGCGAAAUCUGCAAUCUUCCUGUCACUGUAAAAGCGACAAAAGAGACCGACCUUGACGAGAUCGAGACAACAUCCACAACCACCAAACACAGACCCCACGAAGCCUCAAUGGUCCACCAAAUCUGCCUCCAACACUCCCACCCUCCAUCACAUCUAGAUCGUACCCGUCACGGACUCCGCUAUCUCGCCUCCUACGGCUGGGACCCCGACAGCCGCGUGGGCCUAGGCGCAGAAGGUCGUACCGGCGUCCUACAACCCAUCAAACCCAAAGCUAAGACUAGCACAUCGGGUUUGGGUCUGAGAAAAGAAGAUGAAGAAGCCAUUGCAGCGAGGAAGGGUUUACGGAAACAGCAGCAGGAAGAGAGACAGAAACUCAAUGCGAAGCAAGUACGGCUAGCGCAUUUGGCGGAUAAGAAGAAAGGGGAGAAGUUGAGGGAGUUGUUUUAUGCUAGUGAUGAUAUCCAGCGAUACUUGGGGGGUGGGUAA